This is a messenger RNA of Passer domesticus (house sparrow), 1109 nucleotides long. It is a transcript of the gene PRKCSH, whose product is annotated as PRKCSH beta subunit of glucosidase II. The record is from RefSeq and is a predicted model, not a curated record. Gene Ontology annotation, biological process: liver development; N-glycan processing. NCBI's taxonomy places the organism in Eukaryota, Metazoa, Chordata, Aves, Passeriformes, Passeridae. Bases 1 to 378 code for a protein of 125 amino acids. The transcript is spliced from 2 exons. Gene Ontology annotation, cellular component: glucosidase II complex.
AUGGGGACCCCAAAAUCCCCCUGGGACCCCCCCAAACCCCCCCCCCCCCGCUCUCACCUGCCCCCUGGCCCCGCCCCCCCGUCUCACCUGCGCGUGGCCCCGCCCCUUUCCCGCCACGUGACCGCGCCCCUCCCCCGCAGGCUCUGGGGCUCCUGGGCGGGGCCCGAAGGCGACAAAUUCGGGGCCCAGAAAUACGAGGGGGGCACGGGCUGCUGGCAGGGGCCCAGCCGCGCCACCACGGUGCGGCUCAGGUGCGCUCUGCAGACGGCGCUGGCGGCGGCGUCGGAGCCGAGCCGCUGCGAGUACCUGCUGGAGCUGGAGACGCCCGCGGCCUGCAGGGAGAGCCCCAUGGGGCACGAGGAGCACGACGAGCUCUGAGCCCCGAAACUGCCCCAAAUCACCCCAAAAAUGUCCUGGAAUUAUCCCCAAAAUAUCCUGGAAUUAUCCAAAAAAUAUCCCUGAAAAUAUCCUGAAAUUAUCCUGGAAUUAUCCAAAAAAUAUCCCUGAAAAUAUCCAAAAAUACCCUGCAGGGAGAGCCCCACGGGGCACGAGGAGCACGACGAGCUCUGAGCCCGAAAUACACCCAAAUCACCCCAAAAAUGUCCUGGAAUUAUCCCCAAAAUAUCCUGGAAUUAUCCCCAAAAUAUCCCCAAAAUAUCCUGAAAGUAUCCUGAAAAUAUCCUGGAAUUAUCCCUGAAAUUAUCCUGAAAAUAUCCCCCAAACCCUGCAGGGAGAGCCCGGCCGGGCACGAGGAGCACGACGAGCUCUGAGCCCCGAAACUGCCCCAAAUCACCCCAAAAAUGUCCUGGAAUUAUCCCCAAAAUAUCCUGGAAUUAUCCAAAAAAUAUCCCUGAAAAAAUCCCAAAAAUACCCUGCAGGGAGAGCCCCGCGGGGCACGAGGAGCACGACGAGCUCUGAGCCCAAAAUACACCCAAAUCACCCCAAAAAUAUCCACAAAAUGUCCCCAAAAUAUCCUGGAAUUAUCAAAAAAAUAUCCCUGAAAUUAUCCCAAAAUACUCCUGAAAAUAUCCAAAAAAUACCCCUAAAAUUGGCCCAAAAUAGCCCCAAAUGAUCCCCAAAAUAUCCCUUAAAAUAUCCCAAAAAAUGCC